UUUAAAUCAAUCAAUCUGUGGAUAUGGAUAACAAAGAAUCCUGUUUAAAGAUCAAUACAUCUGUUGAGUUUAUUGCUGGUUUUAAUAACAUGUCACAUCUUCCAGGCUUUGAUCUGGGAGAAAGCUUUGCUCUGAGACAUGCGCUUUGCGAAGGUGAUAAAACCUGUUUCAAGUUGGGAAGCACGCUUCUUAUCAGAGACACUGUUAAGAUAUUUCCCAAAGGUCUUCCAGAGGAAUACUCUGUAGCCGUCAUGUUUCGGGUACGAAGAAGCACUAAAAAGGAAAGGUGGAUUUUAUGGAAGAUUUUAAACCAGCAGAAUAUGCCCCAGAUAUCUGUAGUGAUCGAUGGUACGAAGAAGGUGGUAGAGUUUAUGUUCCGGGGUGCCGAGGGAGAUCUGCUGAACUAUGUUUUUAAGAACCGAGAACUCCGUCCUCUCUUUGAUCGUCAAUGGCAUAAACUUGGCAUUGGCGUGCAACCCCGAGUCCUUUCUCUCUAUAUGGAUUGUAAUUUAAUUGCGAGUCGUCACACAGAAGAAAGGGACUCUGUGGAUUUUCACGGAAGGACAGUUAUUGCCGCACGAGCUUCAGAUGGCAAACCCGUGGAUAUUGAGCUUCACCAACUCAGAAUCUACUGCAAUGCAAGCUUCCUAGCUGGAGAAUCGUGUUGCAACCUAUUGCCUACUAAGUGUCCAGAGCAAGAAGACUUUGGAAGUACCACUUCAUCCUGGGUGACCUCUCACACUGGUAAAACAUCUUCAUAUCUGCCAGGAAAGCAGGAAAUUAAAGAUGCAUGCCAGUGCAUUCCAAACAAGGAGGAAGCAGGAACUCUGGGAUCUUUUGGACAUAAAGGCGACAAAGGCGAGCCGGGUGAAAAUGGCUUACAUGGAACUCCAGGAUUACCUGGUCAAAAGGGAGAACAAGGACUCGAAGGCAUCAAAGGAGACACUGGUGAAAAGCAUCACAUUCCCAACAUCAGCAUCAGUAGCAUCACUACCACCAUCUUCACCAUCAUCAUCCUCUCCAUCACCAUCCUCACCAUCCUCACCAUCCUCACCAACAUUACCAUUGUCACAAACACCCAUCUCCCUUUGCCCUUCUUGUAA
Molecule: messenger RNA, 1103 nt
Organism: Rattus rattus (black rat)
Lineage: Eukaryota; Metazoa; Chordata; Mammalia; Rodentia; Muridae
Product: collagen alpha-1(XIX) chain-like
Exons: 9
Coding region: 24-1103 (359 amino acids)
Source: RefSeq, a predicted model, not a curated record